AUGUCGAGUAUUCUUCCUAGAAAAAAUGAGGAAUACGGAUCAAAGGAGUACUGGGACCAGAGAUACAGCCAAGAGUCCGACGACGCGUCGUUCGAUUGGUUUAAAUCGUAUGAUGAUGUCGCCGACAUAAUGCGCUCGAUUAUCCCGAAUAAGGACGCAAGAAUCCUGAUGCUGGGUUGUGGCAACUCGAAGCUAUCGGAAGAGAUGUACGACGACGGGUACAAAAAUAUUGUUAACACCGACUAUUCGGGUAUUCUCAUCGAGAAAAUGCGCCAAAGGCACGAGCAAGCUCGACCCGAGAUGGAAUGGCAUGAGAUGGAUAUUCGUGAUAUCGUCUUCGACGCAGAUUCCUUCGACGUCGCGAUUGAUAAAGGUACCAUGGAUGCCAUGAUGACGACCAAGGGCGAUGUUUGGGAUCCACCACAAGAGGUCAUAGACAACUGCAGCCGAGAAGUCAACGAAGUUCUGCGCGUGCUUCGCAAAUCAGGCGGUGUCUUCAUCUACAUAACCUUCGGGCAACCCCACUUCCGCCGCCGCUACCUCACGCGGCCCGGCACGACGCUGGAAGUUCGUGAGAUGGGGGAGGCAUUCCACUAUUACAUGUACAUCCUGCGGACCGGAUGA
This is a messenger RNA of Sparassis crispa, 624 nucleotides long. RefSeq lists its product as hypothetical. Lineage: Eukaryota; Fungi; Basidiomycota; Agaricomycetes; Polyporales; Sparassidaceae. The record is from RefSeq and is a predicted model, not a curated record. Bases 1 to 624 code for a protein of 207 amino acids. The transcript has 9 exons.